AACUUUUUUGAUCCGGCUAAGCAACCAAACCGACCACUGACCAGCAGGCACGGAGCCACGGACGAGAGAGACAGAGAAAGAGAGUUUAUUUGAGAAGAUGAGUUACCAGAAAGCUUCUCAAGAAUCCUACCCUCCACCAGGAUACCCGUAUCCGUAUCCACCGCCGGGGUACCCAUCAGGUCCUCCGCCACCGCCGCCGCCGUAUGGAGGGUACCCACCACCACCACCUGGGUAUCCUCCACCACCUCCACCGCCGCCGCCGCCGUACGAAGGGUACCAAGGGUAUUUCAAUGAGGGGUACCCUCCGCCUCCGCCUCCACAGCAGCAAUACCAGCAGCACUAUCACUACGAGCAUCAGAAUUACCAAGAACAAGAUGGUUGUAUGUCUUUCUUACGAGGCUGUUUGGCUGCGCUAUGCUGCUGUUGUUUGUUGGAGGAGUGCUGCUUCUUCUUUUGAUGAUAAUGGAAAUGGAUUGGAUUGUUUCUAAUGUUUGCAUAUGCUUCGAUUCUGUGUUGGACGAAUACUGCACCUGAGCAACCUCUAUAGAUUUUGCAUGAAAGUGCAUUAGUGUCGUUAUUUAUGUUCGAGGCUUCUAGCCUCGUAUAUUUUAUGCAGUUGUUUUAUGUGGUGUUCUUCUAUCCUAACUUGUAAAUUGAAAGCAGUACAGAGCUGCUUGUGUGGGAACACAAAUGCUUACGUUUUAAGUAUUUUGAUAAAUAAAACAAAGUGAACCCCCAUAAGCUGGUUGUGUCUUGUAGUUUGGCAUG
Molecule: messenger RNA, 768 nt
Organism: Prunus mume (Japanese apricot)
Lineage: Eukaryota; Viridiplantae; Streptophyta; Magnoliopsida; Rosales; Rosaceae
Product: proline-rich family protein
Source: RefSeq, a predicted model, not a curated record